Meleagris gallopavo (turkey) is the source of this 1539-nucleotide messenger RNA. Its product is annotated as rap1 GTPase-activating protein 1. Gene Ontology annotation, cellular component: cytoplasm. Gene Ontology annotation, molecular function: GTPase activator activity. Gene Ontology annotation, biological process: regulation of small GTPase mediated signal transduction. Lineage: Eukaryota; Metazoa; Chordata; Aves; Galliformes; Phasianidae. The record is from RefSeq and is a predicted model, not a curated record.
UCCAGGACUGAUAGGCGCGCAGAGCGACAUGGCUCCCCGCCCUUUCCUGCCUCGGCGUGGCGGCGGGGAAAAAGGGCGGUUCGACCUUUUGAGGUGGAAGGAGGUCUGAGGAGGGAGUGUGUUGUGACAGAAAUGUUAUAGACUCUCCUAUCCAAAGCAUUCCAUCUACUCUUGCUUUUGCUGCUCCCAACAAGACUGUGGACUUGUUUGAGAUGAUUGAAAAAAUGCAGGGGAGUCGUCUGGAUGAACAAAGAUGUUCCCUUCCAGCUCCUCUCAAGACAGAAGAAGAGUAUAUUCCUUACCCCAGCAUCCAUGAGGUAUUACAGAAAGGGUGGCCAUAUCCUCUCAUUAUCUUACCCCAGUUUGGGGGCUACUGGAUUGAAGGGACAAGCCACAACCCCUCCAGUCCAACUCUGUCUGAUGUACCCUUUCCCUGGAAUGUUAAAGUGAAACUGGAGAGUGACCCGACAGCCAAGCUAUACCGCAAGCAUUUCCUCGGGAAGGAGCACCAGAACUUUUAUUCCAGUGAUGUGUCCUUGGGCUACUUGAUACUUUCUGUGAAGUAUGAACAGUCUGAGAAACAGGAAAAUCUACGUUUGUUGCUGAGGACACGAACUGGUACUAAACAUGAUCUGAUCCCUAUUUCCUGUCUGAAUGAGUUUCCCAAUGCUGUCCAGAUGGCAAAGCUACUGUGUGAAGAUGUGAAUGUUGAACGCUUCUUUCCUGUCCUCUAUCCCAAGGCUUCACAGCUUAUUGUAGCUUUUGAUGAACAUGUUAUAAGCAAUAACUUCAAAUUUGGGGUAAUCUACCAGAAACCUGGACAGACAACUGAAGAAGAAGUCUUCAGUAACACAGAAGAGAGUCUGGGUUUCCUGGAGUUCUUAGAUUUCCUUGGUGACAAGAUUCAGCUGCAGGAUUUCCGUGGGUUCCGGGGAGGUUUGGAUGUCAUUAGAGGUCAAACAGGCACCGAAUCAGUUUAUACAAAUUUCCGGGGCAAAGAGAUCAUGUUUCAUGUAUCUACAAAACUGCCCUUCGCAGAAGGAGAUUCCCAACAGCUUCAGCGGAAGCGUCACAUUGGGAAUGACAUUGUAGCCAUCAUCUUCCAGGAUGAAAGCACACCUUUUGUGCCUGAUAUGAUUGCUUCUAAUUUCCUACAUGCAUACGUGGUAGUUCAGCUCACUCACAGCAGUUGUGGGGAGACCCUCUACAAGGUUUCAGUCACAGCGCGAGAUGAUGUGCCCUUCUUUGGACCUUCUCUACCAAAUCCAGCCAUAUUUAGAAAGAGUACAGAGUUUCGUGAAUUCCUUCUGGUCAAGCUCAUCAAUGCUGAAUACAGCUGCUAUCGAGCUGAAAAAUUUGCUAAAUUAAAGGAGAGAACCCGAAGUGCCCUCUUGGAGAGCCUUUUUGAGGAGCUGCAACUUCGCAGCCGCUGCAUGAUGGGAUUGCCAAUAGAAGAAGAUGACAAGACAGAGAAUGGCAGUGGGGGCUUCUUUGAGAAUUUCAAGGUGGGUCAAGGUUGAUUGAAGAAGUUCUUUAUCA